AUGUACAAGCAGUUCACUCGUCUGAAGAAGAAGAACCCGAACGCGAAAACACUUUUGGCUGUCGGAGGUUGGAGUAUGGCUUCGCAACCUUUUACAGCGAUGGUUAGAAGCAAAGAAUCGAGAAGAGACUUUAUCAUUCAUGCAAUACGCUACCUGAGAACUCACAAUUUUGAUGGCCUUGACCUGGACUGGGAAUAUCCCGCCAACAGAGGAAGUCCACCUGAGGAUAAACAGAGAUUUGUAGAAUUAGUCAAGUCUUUCUUUCUUUCUGUCCGUCUUUGCUUCUUUUUACUUCCUUUCUUUUUUUUUCUUUCUUUCUUUCUUUCUUUCUUUAUUUUUUAUUUGAUUCUGUCAGUCUUUCUUUCUUUUUACUUUCUUUCUUUCUUUCUUUCUUUAUUUCUUUCUUUCUUUCUUUCUUUCUUUCUACGAACAUGCUCUUGUUCCUCUUCCGUCUUUACAUAUCUAAUCAUUUACUAA
This is a messenger RNA of Acanthosepion pharaonis, 477 nucleotides long. The record is from the annotation of a GenBank genome assembly. NCBI's taxonomy places the organism in Eukaryota, Metazoa, Mollusca, Cephalopoda, Sepiida, Sepiidae.